Molecule: messenger RNA, 1343 nt
Organism: Galdieria sulphuraria
Lineage: Eukaryota; Rhodophyta; Bangiophyceae; Galdieriales; Galdieriaceae
Product: potassium channel beta subunit isoform 2
Exons: 2
Coding region: 145-1191 (348 amino acids)
Source: RefSeq, a predicted model, not a curated record
AAACAACGAAACCAUUUCUACAGUAUGAUUGGAUCUUGUUGUGGGAGUUGGUGAGUUGUUGACAUUUCAACCCAAUACGACUGUGUUCCUAUAAGAAACCAUCCAAAACGAAUAUAGAAAACUUGAAAAAUGUCUUCCAAUAAUAUGUUGUAUAGUAACCUUGGGAAGAGCGGCAUCUUGGUAUCCAAGCUUUCUUUCGGUUCUUGGGUAACCUUUAACGAACAACUGGAUUUGGAUCAGGCAUAUUUGUUAAUGAAAAGAGCAUAUGAGUUGGGUUGUAACUUUUUUGAUAACGCAGAAACUUACGCAGCAGGUGCCGCAGAAAUGAUUAUGGGCCAAGCUUUUCAAAGAGGUAUACAAGAAGGUAUAUGGAGUAGGGAAGAUUUGUUCUUUUCUACCAAGAUAUUUUUUGGUGGUCGAGGUUCAAGAGAUACUGUCAAUUCCAAGGGUUUGUCACGAAAACAUGUGGUUGAAGGUCUUCGUGCAUCACUGAAUAGAAUGAAUCUAAAGUAUGUCGACAUUGUAUUUUGUCAUCGUCCGGAUCCUUUGACACCCAUCGAAGAGACUGUGCGAGCUAUGAAUCAUGUUAUCAAUCGUGGUUGGGCUUUUUAUUGGGGUACAAGUGAGUGGUCUGCACAAGAAAUAACUGAAGCUUGUCGCGUUGCAGAUACUUGUGGACUAUUCCGUCCACUAUGUGAACAACCGCAAUAUCAUAUUUUUCACAGACAUCGGCUGGAAAUUGAAUAUGAACCGCUGUAUAAAGAAUUCGGUAUUGGAACUGCUACUUGGUCACCUCUAGCAUGGGGUAUUUUGACGGGGAAGUAUAGUGGUAAGAAUAUUCCACAAGGUUCAAGACUUUCAUUAUCCAAAUACAGUUCUUUGAGACAACGAGUUUUUAAUGAGAGAGCUUGGCAACUAGAAAUUACAGACUCCUUGAAGCCGAUAGCAGAGGAACUUGGUUGUACUUUGGCACAAUUGGCUAUUGCAUGGUGUGCAGCGAAUCCUAAUGUUUCAACAGUAAUAACUGGAGCUACCAAGUUGGAACAAUUGGAAGAAAAUUUUCGAGCUAUUCAGUUGGUUCCCAAACUAUCAGCAGAGAAAAUGAAACUCAUCGAUGAAGUUACAGGCACGAAGCCAGACUACAAUGCAGAAAUGAAAAUGGCACGUCGCAUUCGAGGUUUGGAAAGAUGAGAAGAUAGGGGAACUAUAACAAGGGUUGAAGAUGCUCUCUUUCUACGUGGAAUAAUGAAAUCGACUCCAAGUCAUUUAUUCAGUAAAAAGUAUUCAUACUGUAACCGAAACACAACACCUAAUCUGAACCCAUUAAAAUAUCCUGUGAGAGC